This is a messenger RNA of Oldenlandia corymbosa var. corymbosa, 3880 nucleotides long. The record is from the annotation of a GenBank genome assembly. NCBI's taxonomy places the organism in Eukaryota, Viridiplantae, Streptophyta, Magnoliopsida, Gentianales, Rubiaceae.
ACAUUUGACGACUCAGCCUAAACUUUAGAGCACACAACAGCUGCGUUUUGCAGCUGCCAACGAAAAGAAGCAGCAGCCCUUCAUCUCCAACGGGGCUAGGGUUCGUCGAUUUCCAGUCAACAAACUAUUGGACUCCCCGAAAACCCAAACCAAAAAUCGACGAUUUUAUUAUGUUUGAACUGGAUUUAUUGACAUAACCCUAAAGCUUAAAGAUUGAAGCAAGCCGUUUCUUCGUGGUAAUUAUUUUUAAUUUUUUACCCUUUUCUUCAGCUUCAUUCUUGAUUGAUUGGUAGGGAUCUGGUGGUUUCACUGGUUAUGACUCAUUCUUGGGUGUCUGAUUGUUAAAUUCUUGUUUCAAACGAAUUGUCGGCUGACUUUUCUCCAUGUCUGUGGUUUUGUACGAUUUGGGCGAAAUGAAAUUUAAGAAAACUGGAUUCUUUGUUGAUUUUGUUUAUAAAUGACUUAAGGGAAGGUACCAACUGCCCUAAUCGUAGUAAAUUUGCCCUGUUUGGCUUCUCUGUUUUGUGUUUUUAUAUGAUGGGGUUAUUAGGGGUUGAUGAUUGUAUUCAUAGUCACCUGGUUUCAGUCUUAGGUUAUUUAUUUUGGAGGGGAAAUGGGUUUUUCUUUUGAUUUUUUUCUCAUUGAAUUUCGUUAUGUUGAAAAAGUUGAAGGGUUUGGGUAAUUUGCAGAGUUGUGUCAAUCAGUGGUUUAAUUUGAAUUAUUGAAUAUAGGGUAAAGAGAUGCAGCUUCUAGGGUUUGUGGCUUGCAACUUUAUCUUUAGUAUGAUUUUGCGGCCCCCGGGGGGGGUGGGGUUGGAUGUUUGACAAGGUUUCUUGACCUUACUGGUACAAUCUGUGUGUUAACAAUGGUUUACUUAAUUUAUUUAUUUAGUGGUUUAGUGGUGAACUCAUACAAACCCAAACCCUUGUACAUGACAAUCUACUGGAGUUUGUUGUUUGAACGAUUCUGCGCCUUUCCGUUAUAAUCUGGUGGUAUAGAUCGUUCUGUUAUUGUUUUGUUGGUUACAAGACUCGUGCAGAGCUAGCCCUGGACGUGACACAGUAUGCUGGAGUUCGGUGGUUGAAAGGUUCUGCUCCUCUCUGUUAAAUCCCAAGUGCUAUUGAUGGUAUAUGUCAUUAUCUUGACACAAUAUGCCGGAGUUUGGUGGGAAGGCUCUGAGCCUACUAUUAAAACCCAAGUUCCAUUAGUGUUUUAUGAUUAUUUUCGCGGGUGCUCGGUAUACUUUCCAACAUUGUUUCUUUGGAGAUUUGUUCCGUAUUUUCCAUGAAGAUGUGUAGAAACACACCAUGCUUUUGCUGGGUUACACAUAGUAGUUGAUGGAGGAGGAGGUAUAUCAUUGUAUGCCACAGAGAAUAGGAACUCAAUACCCUAGAAUAACAAAACCAAGGAGAUAUACCUUUGUUGUUCUACAUGGGGAUUAUGUUAUGUAUAACAACUUACAGUAAACCUUUAUAUCCCUAGCAGAGGUUGAAUAAUUGAGUUGAAAUGCUUUGAUGAACUUUGCAUACUUUUCUUCUGAAAAGGACGUUGCAAGCUUCACAGGGGAUAGUGGAUUUCAGAUACUUGGUUAUGCUUCUGCAUCAACGUGAUGCUUUGCUAUUGGAAAAAAAUUUAUGGCAUUUGGUCAGAGUUUUGAUUGCAGGGGAGUGUUAUCCGAUGGUUUUUCUGGACUCUGAACAAGCCUGUUUCCAUCAUGAAGGAUUAUUUGAUUGCAGAGUAGUAGAUGUUUGCUGAUGGGAAUCAUCAGUUUCACGCUACAAGUUUGAGUCUUUGAGAUAGAUGAAAUGGGUGAUAACUUUAUCCUAUGGUUUAGGUCCUGUAGGAGUGUGUUUUAGUAGCUUGAAUCAGUUUGCAGUUAGGAUUUAUACUCUUUAAAGUACAGUGGUGGAAGUUAUUUUAUGUUCAUGAUAUUUGAAUCUCUUGUUGAGAACACUUGUUGAUUGACAAAUUUUUUGCUUGUUUUGUCUCAAAACGCUGAUUAAAUUGUCACUUAUUUUUCUCAUUGGAAACCGAUUAGCACAGUUGUUUUGUACUUGUACUAUAUUGUCACUAUCUUUCACAUUGAGAACUGAUUAGCACACUUGUUGUGUACCUGUACUAGUUACUGGAUGUUGAUAUAUGCUUGCCCUUCUGAAGAAAGAUUCUUGAAUAAUAUUACUACUAUAUAUUUUACCGUGCUUUUAACUGUUACGUAGUUCUUACUAUGUUCCUUUGGUUGCUCUAUUUUUUCCCGUAGAUUUUAGUUAUUGCAACACCGAUACUGAAGACAUUCUCAACAAAGAAGAUUUAUCUAGCUAUUUAACUUAGAAAUGCCUAAGGAAAGAAGGGAUCGUUCCGUGUCUUUUGAUAGGUCCAGGGCAUCUCCUUUCCCAAGCAGCUCUAGUCGGUCAAGGAGUGCAUUGCCAAAAAAUCCUCUAGAAAGUGACGAGAAUGCGAGAGAGUGGGAAGAUGCUCGCUGCCCAGUUUGUAUGGAACAUCCACAUAAUGCAAUAUUGCUUCUAUGUGCAUCUCACGAGAAAGGAUGCCGCCCCUUCAUGUGCGACACUAGUUACCGCCAUUCUAAUUGUUUUGACCAGUUUAGAAAGUCCUUUGGGGAAGCUUCAACCACCCAGGUGGGGGAAGAAGAACCAGUGUUGGCUGCUCAUUCGAUAAUGUCAGUAUCCCCAUUGCCUGUUGGAAGAUCAGUUGGCAAUCCUACACCAGUGCAGGCUGAGUCUUGUGAGGAUACAGAGAAGCCAAAGUUGGUUUGCCCCUUGUGCCGACAGCAGAUCAAUGGGUGGGUUGUUGUUGAGUCUGCUCGGCGUUUUAUGAAUUCCAAAUUACGGAGCUGUGCCUGUGAAACAUGUGAUUUUAGUGGGACAUACAGAGAUCUGAGGAAGCAUGCAAGAGAGCAACACCCUCUUGUGCGUCCAACUGAGGCUGAUCCUGAAAGGGAGCGCAGCUGGAGAAGGUUAGAGCAGCAGAGAGACUUUGGAGACCUUCUCAGCACACUACAAUCCUCUUUUGGAGAUGACACCAGUGAUGAAAGUGCUUUAACCCUUGACGAUGGGCGUUUCCUUACUGUUGUUUUCCUUGUCCGCAUACUGCGAUCUGGUAACUCUUCAAGGAGCAGUAGCUGGUCUGGUGGUCCAAGUACCCAAGCCCGUUUUACAUUCAGAAGACGCCCAUCAAGAAGGCUUUGGGGGGAGUCUCUUGAUUUGGAGUCAGGCUCCAGGGAGGAUACUAAUGAAAGUCCAGAUAAUGAUUCCUGGGGACAACGUGAUAGAGUACAUCGACGACCAUCGCCUGAUAAUUAGGCUCCAGGUGAAGCCGCCGCAAUGGGGUCAUGCCUGCAAUGGCAGUUGAACGUUCGGCUCGAGGAAGCAAGCAAAAGAGCUGCUGGAGCUGGCAGCGUUAGAGAAAUAAUAGCCGGUUGCCAAUUAGCUCCGGGUUGGCAUCACUUGUUUGUGAGAGAUAAAGAGAGAUAGGGAGAGAGGAAACUAUGUAAUUCUGACUCAAAGAGUGAUGAUUAGUCUCAUCAUCCUCUUCGCUUUGCUAUUCCUUUGUGGCUUUCUUAUUAUGCUUUCAAAGAUGUCUUUAUUCAAUUUGUGUAAUUGGGAAGAGAUCUCUAUGAUCAUGAUACUUAUCGCCAUUUCUUGCCAUCUGCGCGGUUACAGGCAGUAGGGUGAUUCUGUACAUUUUCCUUGAUCGAAUGUCUUCUUUUCUGUUAGUGAGUGAGUAAAUAUUAUUGGAUUCAAGCUUAACUUGAAGUGUCUGUCUGAUUUGUGGUUUGGGUUUUUCUUCUGAAUUUGUAUUUGAUUAUUAUUAUAUUACAUUGAUAAUGUUAAGAAGAUGCACGCCCAAGUGUCUAUAUCCCUCA